Spirometra erinaceieuropaei is the source of this 1155-nucleotide messenger RNA. NCBI's taxonomy places the organism in Eukaryota, Metazoa, Platyhelminthes, Cestoda, Diphyllobothriidea, Diphyllobothriidae. The record is from the annotation of a GenBank genome assembly.
AUGCUGAGACAAAUGCAGCUGCGUUGGAGCGGCCACCUGGUGCGCAUGGACGACGAGCGACUACCCAUAAGACUCUUCUACGGAGACGUCGCGACGGGCUCUCGCUGCCAAGAAGGCCAAAUUCGUCAAUACAAGGAUACCCUGAAGUCCUCCCUGAAGCGUCUGCAAAUCAACCCGACCAACUGGGAAGAGCUCGCGCGCGAUCGUCUGACCUGGAGGAGAACAGUGAAGACGGGCGCUGCUAUUUACAAAUCCAGCCGCAUCGCCGCCGCCAAAGUGAAACGCGAAGCACGCAAAUCACAACUGCGUCCGGUACGCAACGCCGACGCCCAAUCGCUACCAACGCGUCCUCGAUGUCAACAGACAUUCCGGGCUCGACUCGGACUUGUUAGACAUCUUCGGAUAAACUGUACUUCCCGGACCGCACCGACCGCUGUCCCUCCGCCCGCCUAUUCCUUGUCCUCUCUGCCGCCAACUUCCUCCGACAGUUUUUCUGAACCACCACUUCCAUCCUUCUCCUCCUCCUCCUCCUCCUCCUCCUCCUCCUCCUCCUCCCGCUCCACUCUCCCAACAACCGACACCACCCCAACUGCCUCCGACUCCAGCGAUGAGGAUCACUGUCCUCACUGCGACCGCGCCUUCACCUCACGCAACGGCCUGGUCGGUCACUUGCGAAUCCAUCGCACAGAGACUGGCAAACCAGUGCCUGGAGCACCAACCUACACCCACCGCACCCGCCUCCACUGCCCACACUGCCCUCGCACCUUCACAAAUCGCAUGGGUCUAUUCGGCCACAUGCGAAUCCACGAGAGCGGAAUUGACGGCAAUUUCGACACACCCACCACAUCCAACACAUCCACCAUGCCCAGCCCCACCCUCGCUCCAUCGCCUUGCGCGCCCAUCACCACCACCGCCUCCUCUGUAGCUGACACCGACAUCGCCGACUUCUCAUGCCCACACUGUCGACGCACGUUCACCUCUCGCAUCGGCCUGGUCGGUCAUUUGCGAAUCCGUUGCUUAGAGACUGGCGAACCAAUGCCUGGAGCAUCAAUCUAUACCCACCAAGUUCGUCUCAACUGCCCACACUGCCCUCGAACCUUCAGGCAUCGCAUGGGCCUAUUCGGCCACAUGUGCAUCCACGACGACCUGCGGUAG